AUGAAUCAUUUAGCAAACACAAUACCUGAUGCUCACUACGAAGAACACCAACAUACACAACACAUGAAUAAUAAUGUUCGAAAGAAGCAUAAAAAAAAAGUCAAACGAAAAAAUAUCGAGAUCAACGAUGAUUCUAUGCAUCAUUUGAACAAACCAAUUUCGAGCUUUGAUGAAAACGAAAUAAUUAAUCAAGGUUAUGCAUAUGAACAAGAUGAAAAUGUUGAUGAUACAUUUAAUCAUGAUGAGACUGAAAAACAACGAGUUCAAAUACAACUUCCUAUUGUCGAAGAAAAUAAACAAGUUACCACUGAAGCUGAAAAGCUUGGAACAGAUGAAGCUCCAAUUAUUGAGUAUGCCGAAGAGCCAUUAUUACCUCUUGUCGAUGCAUGUGCUCCACUAAUUGAUAUUCUUCACGAUUUAUCAUCCUAUGUUAAUAUGGCACUUGAAGAAACUCCCGAACAACCACCUGAUGGACUAACAAUUGAUGAGAGUGCUGCCGUUCGGCUUUAUACAAUUGAAUGGAAAGCACCACAUCGAAGUCUCUAUUCAAUGCUUAAUUAUACAUUGAAGAAUUGCAGUCGUGAAGAACUUCGACCUUAUUUUAGUUAUAUGAAACUAUUCUUGACUGCCUUAGUCAAAUUACCAUGCUGUCCACCACUGACUGUGUGGAGAGGAGUAACUAAAAAUUUAAGUGCCGAUUUUCCACCUGGUACUCCAGUGACAUGGUGGGCAUUUUCAUCAACCACAACCGAACUAACUGUACUUGAAAAUAAUAUGUAUUUGGGUACUACAGGUGGACGAACACUAUUCUCUGUUGAAGUCAUCAAUGGACGAACAAUUCGUGCUCAUUCACAUUUUGUUACUGAGGAUGAAAUUUUACUUCUACCCGGUACUCAUAUGAUAGUUCAAUCACAAUUUAGUCCGGCAACUGAUCUUUAUAUCAUUCACUUAAAACAAGUCAUACCAGAUGAAAUAUUACUUCAGCCUCCUUUUGAAGGUGCAUCUUUAUAUCCAAAAAUUACGCGUCCAUGGUAUCGAAAGAAGCGAUUUGUUAUUCCAUUAACUUUGUUGGUGACUGUAUGCAUCGUAGCAACUAUUGUUGGUGCUAUUCUUGGAACACGUGCAGCAAAUAGAAAGCCACCCUAUGUGUUCACAAGUCCAUAUUCAUCUGCGGCAACGUCUGACAUAGGUAGUGUUCCAAGUUCUCUGGUGUAUGGUCAUUUCAACAGUGAUAAAUAUAUUGAUUUAGCGAUUUUGAACUUGGGAGAUCAAAGCAUUGAUAUAUUGGUUGGUAAUGCAAAUGGUAGCUAUCUGACGCCAGUAUCAACUGAUAUUGGCACAGGUCCAGUAUUUGUUGCUUUAUGCGCUUUGGGUGAUAACGCAACAAGCCAUCUUAUCGUAGUUAAUAAAGAUGAUGGAACUGUCAGCGUGGUGAAUAUCAAUGGUGAUGGAACAUUCGAACACCAGACAGAUUCUACAGUUAGCAAUGAACCAGUUUCUGUUGUGUGUGGAAAUUUUGAUAACAAUUCUAUUAUUGAUGUGGCAGUGUUAAAUAACCUGGACAGCACUGUACUCAUAUUGUUGGAUUUUCAAGGUGAAACAGUUACAUAUUACGAACAGUAUGACAAUACGUAUUAUGUUGGCACAAAUCCAAUCUCUAUGAUAUCUGCUUAUAUUAAUAAUGAUUUGAAAUUGGAUCUGGUAGUUGUCAAUCAGGAUGAUAACAACAUCAUUGUGAUGAUUGGUGAUGGACAGGGAUCUUUUCAGGAAUCAAUGACCUAUAAUGUUGGGGAACAACCAACCUCUGUAGUAUCGGGAGACUUUAAUAAUGAUACAAAACUGGACUUGGCAGUAUCUAAUAGUGGAAACACUUUCAUUAGUAUUUUGUUGGGUGAUGGAAAUGGAAAUUUCUCGACUCAAGUACCUUGUGAAGUUGGAAACGGUACAAAUAGUGUGAUAGUGGCAGAUUUAAAUAACGAUGGUAUUUUGGAUUUGGUAGCGAUUGUUUCGGAUGCAUCUAAUAUAAACGUACUAUUGGGUAAUCGUAAUGGAGGUUUUCAAAGUGGAGUAAACUAUCAAGUUGGCAAUUAUCCGACCACGGUGAUAGCUGCUGAUUUCAACAAUGAUAGCAGACCAGAUCUUGCAAUAACGAACAUGAAUGACAAUACAAUCAGCAUACUAAUAAAUUAUGGAAAUGGAACAUUUCAAUCUCAAGUCCAGUAUACUACUGAAACCGGACCAAUAUUUCUUAUUUCAAGUGAUUUUAACACUGAUACAAUUUCCGAUCUGAUAGUGGUUAACAAUGGAGCAAACACUUUCAUUUUAGUGAUAGGUAAUGGUGAUGGCUUGUUUCGCGCUCGAAUACCAUUUAAACUUUCUAAUAAAUCAGUCGAUAUGGCAGCUGGUGAUUUCAACAAUGACAACAGAACAGAUCUAGUGGUGGCUAAUUCAUAUGAUCAAAGUGUUAGUAUAUUACUGACCACUAGAGACAAUAUCUUAGAAAAUGUAGGUAUAUAUCGAUCUGGAGUCUCGCCAAUAUUCGUGACUGUAGGCGAUUUCAAUGGUGAUGAUAAAUUAGAUAUAGUAGUUGUCAAUCAAAAAGACAACACUAUUAGCGUCUUACGUGGUAAUGGCAACGGUAGCUUUCAAAAUCAAAUUUCCUUUGCUACUGGUACACGACCAGUUUCUGCAGUGUCAGGUGAUUUCAACAAAGAUAAAAAAAUGGAUUUAGCAGUGACAAAUAUAGGUAGUCAAAAUAUUAGUGUUUUAUUAGGAUAUGGAAAUGGCUCCUUUCAAUCUCAACGAUUCUAUAAGACUGGAAAAAGUCCAAGUUCUGUGUUAGUACUUGAUUUAAACAGUGAUCAAAUUAAUGAUCUAGUAGUAGCCAAUCAAGGUGAAAUCACAGUCAGUGUUCUUAUAGGCUAUGGGAACGGAAGUUUUCAAGAUCAAAAAAAAUUUAAUGCAAGUAUAAAUCCAGAUCUUUUAUUGUAUGGUGAUUUCAAUAAUGAUAAAAUAUUGGACAUAGGAGCAAUCAGUUACCGUUCGAGUUCAUUUAGUAUGUUGAUUAGUAGUGGAAAUCUUUCUUUUCCUUAUCAGAAAACGAUUACUAUUGUUACUUCUCCAACUGAUGCAGUAACUCAUGACUUUAAUAAUGAUGGGAAAAUAGAUCUAGCAAUGACUGGCAGAAAGGACACCUUACGUGUAUAUCUGUACCAAGACAAUUAGUUAUUCGCUAAAUUCUCAGCUUAUUAAAUAUUAUCCAAAUGUAAAUGAUAAUAUCUUCAAGCUCUCAAUGAACUAUGAUUGUUUUAUUGA
Messenger RNA from Rotaria sp. Silwood1, 3315 nucleotides. The record is from the annotation of a GenBank genome assembly. Lineage: Eukaryota; Metazoa; Rotifera; Eurotatoria; Philodinida; Philodinidae.